Molecule: messenger RNA, 30119 nt
Organism: Xyrichtys novacula (pearly razorfish)
Lineage: Eukaryota; Metazoa; Chordata; Actinopteri; Labriformes; Labridae
Source: the annotation of a GenBank genome assembly
GGGGCAUUUGGAGGAGGUCAUGAGGCAUUACCCCAAACAACGUUUACCAAUGGCUUUAUUACUGAGGGCCUCUGGCUCUCUUGUAUUUUCUCACUUAAACAGACAAAUGUGGCCCUCAACACACUUACUAUGCAACAUCAACAACUACUGUAAUUUCAUGUACAACAGCAGAAAUACAAAUGUUUAAACAUGGAGCUUGAAAAAGACAUCAGUGUGAAGACGUGAAAUAAUUUCAGUUUAUAGGUACUAGAAAGCUCUUUGGUGUCCUGCUGAGCAGUUUACACACUCAUUCAUUUUUAUUCUAUAAGAUUUCCUGCUCAGAGACAAUUGAAACCACUUUCUUAUCUGUUUGGAUGAAUGAGGUCAGCAGCUGGUAAGCCUAGCUUUGCACAAAGGCUGGAAACAAAGGGGGAAAGGUAGCCUGGCUCUUCCCAGUUUAUUUAAAUUCUGCAAACCUUCACCUCUGAAUCUCACCAAUUAGCAAUUAAUUCACUUGCUGCAGUUGUGAAUUUUUGAUUAAUACAAAAUAUUUAACGGGUCCUUUAAAAAAGCUGAGAAACAUAUGCACUGAAUACAUUCCACUGUAUUCUCCAGCAGCCCCCUUCCCCUCCUCAUAAUUCAGGGAACAAUCAGGCAGCUGGUUAUGGAGCAGAGAGAGUGUGGAGCCGUUAACUGUCAGUGUGUCCUUGUGGGGGACAAACCUGUCUGAACAAACACACCUGGGGGGUGGGAGUCUUUUGUACCUUUUCAUAAAACAUUGUAAGAAAAAAGAACAACAACAACUGUGCUCACUGGUCCUUUUUUUUACAUUUAGGUUCAGGUUUUGAUUUUAAGAAGAGUGGCAGAAUGAAACUUCAUUUGGAGUUUUUAACAUUAUACAGUUUGCUGACAACUUUCUAGAUGUAUAUAUGUUGUUAAGAUCAUUUGACAAAGCAAACUCACUCACUUGCUUGAGUCACCUCCUUUCCCCGUCUGUAAGACAUACUGUUUCCUUUUUCAUUUUGCAUCAUCAUGUAGCUUUGCUUGCAGGAGGUCAGUCAGCUGUAAAUCUUUGUGGCUUUAAUUAGAACUUGUCCACUAUGUCGGGGAGUGUCCUCCAUGUGUGAUUAACGAGUGGACAGCCUUUGACAGUGGGUUAUAGUGGAAGAAAAAGGCAGUCAGGGACUUUUACACACCGAGAUAUUUUCAAACACAUGUUUUCUAGUUGACUAGUUUUGUCCUGCACAUGUGGAAGUAUUAUUUUCUGAAAAAAAAUUGCCUUUUCACAGUGGACAGCAUUAUUCACUGUGCUACUAAGUUACAUGCAAUUAAACCAAAUGCUCAGUAGACAACAUGCUUCAUUAUUUAAUGGGCAUACUUAAAAGUCGUGUAACAUGCAUAUUCAGGUGUCGAGAAUGGGCAGAGAAAUUCUAUUUGCAUCCUCGUUUCGUUCUGCGACAGAAGCGAAAAUGUCAUGACGGUAAAAUUUCUUGAUUUGUAUUGAAUAAGUCUAUCACAUGGCUCAUCAUGAAAGGGAUUGUUUGUGUUUUAAACUGUCUUAAAUUGGUAAUGUUGCAUAAGCAUGGAAGAGUGCCUCAAAAGAAGACAUGUUUGAGGAAAAAGGGUUGUAAAAGGUUGAAAGGUGUGAAAAUAAAGGCAAAAUGAGAGGAGACAGGCAGAGAAGGGGAGGCAGGAUGGUGUCUGUUGUAAAUCUCUCUCUUGCACUGGCUGCCUUCUGGGGUAAUAAGAGAAUGGAUUGGAUCCAUUUCAAUCACCCCAUUCACAGCCUUGUAGCGCCCGCAGCCACUAUCAGAGCAACCUCUCUGCUGCUAUAUGAUGAUCCAUACAAUCUGCUUCAAUGUGCAGACCAUUUAAUCCAGAGUGAUUUACAGUGGAUAUACACAUCAUAUGUGGGUCAGUGGCUCCUGUUUGUUCCCCAUAGACCCGGUUCUGCCAACUGUAUCAGAUGAGUGCCUGCUGCCAUGGAGACAGGAAAUGAGCUGGCUCUGAUUUUGUUUUUGGGAGACAGACAGUAAUCAAGUACAUGCACGUGCAGAGAGGCACCAUGAAAUGCAGGCUAAAGUAAUGGGAUAGCUAAACACUCUAAUGGCUGCAGAGAUAAAAGGUCCCUUCCUCUUUCCUCCUCCCUGCUGAUACCGGACCGUUUUUCUUCCCCAAACUGGACAUCCUCAUGGGCUGAAGCAAAACACAGAGAAAACAUUUUCCUUUCGUUUCGCUAUCCGCCCUGCUCUGUGUAACUCCAGGGAAAACUCACAGUGAUGAUGGGGAACGUAGAUAUCAUUUACCUACUGCUGCGUUUUGGGUUUUUUGGGUCUCUGGGUCUUUCUCUGUUACAUUUUGAUGUUCAGCACAAUAGAAGGUGCUUUACUUGUGUCUGCUGUAUUGUGCCGCUUUGGGGAAACUUUGGGAUAGAUUUUGAGUGAAUGAAAUUUGGACGACACCAAACAGUAUAAGAUAAUAAGAUUCUAACAAGUAUUGAGGCAGGAUUUACUGUGGGACCGAUAUAUUUGGCAGCAUUUGUUUUAGCUAGGUGUAGCUGAGGAGUUUUUAUUUUCCUAUCCAAAUGUUACAAUAAAUGAUAGCUAGCUUUAUGCUAAUAGUUCCUCACCAGGUUUUUAGAGUGUGUUUUUUCCAGCCUCUGUCAAAUACCUUCAUCUUACAUCAUUAUUCCUACUUUGCUUCUUUGUUUCUUUUGUUUGUGUUCUUGACUUUUGUGCCUGUAGAGUGCUCAUCGUACACAUCACAGAGGGCAGAAAGUAACAUUAAACAGGUCAUUAGACAUCUCCGAUAAAGCCCUGAACUGAAACCCUACACCUGUCAGAUUGGGCUAUAGUUGUGCUCCUAAUGUCCAGUCUGACCUCAGCAUUAAAGGCACUGUGAAGAGUUUUUUUAACAGUGAUGAUGGUGAGAUCAUGAGCAACAAGACAGCUUUUAUUCAUGCCACAGAUAAAGUGAAAACCAGUGCGUCCAGUGGCCUUUGUAUGCAACUAAGUUCAAGUUUACAAAGUUUUUUUGUUAGUACAUUACAGUUUAUCAUUUUACAUAACAACAAAAUCUGAAUUUGGACAGAUCUGGGGAUCAUUGUUUCUUUAUUAUGAUGCACCUUAGACAUUAAAUAAUACUCAAAAAGUAGAAACUGGGACACACCUGUAUCACAUUAAAGACCCACUCUGAUGAAAAUCAUGUUUUUCUUGUUGUUUACAUGUUCAUGACAUUUUUCUGAUGCUACAGGACAUAUGAGAAAACUAUGUGCAAAAUUGCAUUUCUGAGUAUUUCUGUUUUCAAAUCUCUGUAAAUCUCUGGCAGACCCAAACGGCAGGUUCAGACACAGUGAGAUUUUCUAUGUAGCGAAUUCAAGCACAGCCCCGCUAUGCAGGCCAGACUCUGCAUAUAGAGGAGAAAUAGAGAGGACAAUCGCAGGACAAGCGUGUGCGGUAGCAGAUUGCAAUGCAACACAGACAUCUUUCCCGCUAGAUGCUAGUUUUAGCAUGCCAAGUCAAACACAGGUACAAUACCGAUUUCAACAUGCUUCUGUUUACUGUUGACCAUCUCAAUGUAGCUUGCUAGGAAGACUGAAUCAUAUCCUGGGAACCAGUGACUUGCGGUGAGGUUCAUGGUUGGUGAAGCACUGAUUUCAUCCCAGUCAGAUUUACAAACAUAUGAACCCUGCAGAGUAGCUUAUUCAUCAUUUGACUGGCAGCAGUUAACGGGUUAUCACCAUCCAACCUACUGUACUCAAAGACAAGCUCACAGAGAUGGGAGUGGAUCCUUCCUGUGUUUCCUGGAUCGCAGAUUACCUGAAAGGAAGGCCACAGUUUGUCAGGCUGGGAAAUUGUAUGUCUGGGACAUUAAUGAGCAGUACAGGGGCUCCACAGGGGACAGUGCUGGUGCCAUUCCUGUUCACACUGUACACGUCAGACUUCAAAUACAGCACUGAGUCCUGCCACAUCCAGAAAUACUCAGAUGACACUGCUAUUGUGGCAAGUAUCAGAAAUGGACAAGAAGCUGAAUACAGAGAUCUGAUAAGAGCCUUCAGUGACUGGAGUCACAAAAACUGCCUCCUCCUCAACACCUCAAAGACAAAGGAGAUGGUCAUAGACUUCCGUAGAUCCAAACCCCGUCUUCAGCGAAUGAACACCUGUGGAGUGGACAUCGAAGUGAUGACAUCAUAUAAAUACCUAGGUGUACAUCUGGAUAAUAAGCUGGAUUGGUCUGGUCUAAGAAUAUAGACUUCAUCUACAGAAAGGGGCAGAGCCGCCUCUUUUGCCUGAGAAGACUCCGAUCAAUAGACAUCUGUAGUAAGAUGCUGCAGAUGUUUUAUCAGUCUGUGGUGGCAUCCUUGAUCAGUCCUGUUCCCACUGUAUGUUUUGAGUCUUUUCAGUGCUGAGAAUGACUGCUCCACCAAUGUUGUUGUAGCUGGAACAGUGAGCACUAGCUGGAGCAACUUUGGAACAGUUUGACUGAGAUCCUACUGGGCCAAAAAAGCUGAGAAGCUGUCUGGGAGACUUAACAUUCAUCAUCAACUGUUUGUGAGCUAUACAGCCCAACAUGAUCUGCCUUUAGUCUCACAAAGCCAAAGAAUUUGGCAUUUUUUGAUGGGCUCCGCAGUUUUGUGUCAUCAAAAUGUUGUGACAUUUUACUGAAUUUUGCGCAAUCCACCAAAUCAUGGAAAGCCAGCUCACCGAAAUGAUCAAACCUCACCGUCAUUGGGUGGCUUAUGUUAUCCAGAAUGUUACAGAACAGUCGUUUCCGUUUACAUUUAAUCAACUGUCUGCCUCCUCUGUCUGUCAAGCCAAGUGCACUGUAUUUCUCCUCAAAUCAGUCACAGAAACGCCAGUCUCAUGCACUCGAGAGCUGCAACAGUGUCACUGAUGCGUUCAAGACAAUAUUCAAUGUCUAUCACUUUUUUUUUUUUGCAGCACUUAAAAAAGUGCUUCAAAUAUUUACUUGAAAAUGCCCUCAUAUGCCAUAAGGAGAAAGCAUGUUGAUGCUUAUGACGGCCACCGAUCAUAUCCUGCUGCCAUCAUCAGCGUGUCAUUUUCCUAGCAUUCAGGAUUGUCUAUAAUGAUCUGAAAUAACUCGUGCAGAUCAUUGUGGUGCAUGCCUAUUGUCUGCAGCAGCCUAGAGUUAGAGCUCCAUCUUGUAGGAGCUGCUCUGGGUAAACGGAGCUUGACAACAUUAUCCAGCAAGUGAGUGCACUUUGUGGACUUACUGAAGUCGCCUGCGGCGUAAGUCAGGUCCGCUGCGUCGACAAGGCGUUCCCAAGCACAAUUUGGUAUUUUGGCGAGCGGCGCAGCCUGGCGUAAGUAUCCCCCCUCCCUAACUCAGCUCCUCCCAGCGGCGUAAGUCGUAGCUAGGGAGGAGAGAGGGCGUGGAGUGGGUUUAACACAGCCGAGACCUGUUUUCACCAAUCACAUAAGCUCCUCUCCUUGCCUUUAAAUCCGCCACCAGCAAGGCGUAUUACUAUUUUCGUGAAGUAGUCAAAGAGAUCAAGAGAUGUCUGAAGACAGUAAUGCCACACGAUGGCGACAGAAGGCAGCUCCUCAACAAGUGUCACUGUAAGCGCUGCAUUUGGCAUCCUCCACACUCUCUCAUAUGAGCACAGACGGAUAUGGUGUGUGUAAUGUUGGACCCACUGGUAAGACAAACAUCCUUUUCCACAAAUAAAGACACUCACAUAAAGUUGCAUAUAUUCAAACCUCAUGUGACAAAGGUGGGUUGUGCGCACAGAUCACAACAUAGACUCCAAAAAUGGCAUUAAAAUCUGAACCAUCUGUGCGUAAAUGACGCAUCGCGCUCCGUGGCCUGGCUCUUUCUUCCAUAGAUGUUGGCAUAUUAAAUAAAUUUGGCUCACAAAACUGAGUAUUAUAAUAUUUGUAUGUAGGCUUAAAGUAAAUAACUCAUCUGAGCACUGAAACAAAUCUGUUCAGCCGCAGGACGGACAGAGGACACAGAGACAUGUCCAGGUCAAGCUGCGCAAGAAAUAAGAGGAAGAGGAAGAAAGAAAAGGAGGGAGAUGAAUUAAAUAUCUUAACUUCAUCAUGUAUGUUUAUUUACUAGAUAUUUACUAGAUAGCCGCCUCACUGGCGUACAUGAAAAUAGAGCCCAUUGUCACAAGUUGAGAAAAAAAGGCAGGAAAAGCAGAAAAGGUCAUUUCAAUCCUUCCUUUUAAAAGUACAACAGAGUAUUAGGGCCUCAUUAAGGAAAAAAAAAUUAAGACCGAGAUUAAAGUCAUCACUUACGAGAAUAAAGUUGUAAUAAAAUCACUAAUUACGAAAAAAAAGUCGUUAUUUUAGAGAAUAAAGUUGUAAUAAAGUCAUUAUUUAUGAGAAUAAAGUCGUAGCUAAUAGCUAUUCUAACCUGUUGAUUUAAAGGAGAGCUGAUUAAAGGAGCGUUGCAGAGCAUUUAGAUGAAUUGUACUCUAGUAGCUAUAGGUUUAUAACAAGGAGAUACUAAAUCCUUUGGUGUUUCAGCAUCACAUUGUCACAUUGGGGGGUUGGAAAUGGCCAUGCAAAGGCUAAAUCCGUCAAUGCAGCUGUUUAUAGCAAGAGCAAUAGCAUAGGCGUUUAGUUUAUCGUAUGAAUCUAUACGCCAUAAGUUGUUGAUCCCUCUGCAGGUGUAAGUUGCUGCCGGCGUCAGAGACAGACGCAGUGCUUGUCGGAGCUCGACUCCCUCUGAAUUGCAAAUGUUAAUUAUUAGACAGACAGAUUAUCAGAUCAUUAGCUAGUUAAUGACUUUAAACUCGAAGUCUUAAUUUUUUUUCUUCUUAAUGUGGCCAUAAUACUCCGUCAGAUAAAAACAAGGCCAUACGAGUGGGAAAAAAAAACUGUUGGCUACACUUGACUUGCUAACUGUAGCUUGUGUCUUACUGCCGCUUAAUCUUCGGUUGAGAUGUUGCAAGAAGAAUCACUUGGAUCACGAUUCCCCCUACCAGUUCUCAGUCAGGAGAACUGCGUGCCUCACUUCGUGCCCUUUCGCAAUCAUAUUAUAAUUGUUCAGCACAAGAAAAAUGUUACACACAUACAGUUGUUGACAAAAAUACCAUACAGUGUAUACAAUCUGUGUAGUUUUAGUUCAUAUAGCAUUAGGGUUUGAGCAUUUUAAUUAAGAAAUACAGAGAAAUAGCAAUACGGUCUCACUGCAUAGCAUGCCAAUACAGUUAGCUGAGUUAUUGUGCAAUCCAUGGUGAGGCUUCUCUGACUGCUGCCUCACCACUUGUCUCUUCUCAGUAUUUGAACAGUUAAUGUGAAAAUUCAGUGAUUUUGAAUAAAAAAUAAUCUAAAACUGAAGAUAAAUGAAAAAUACCUUUGUAGUGGAAAUCACUGGAUAAAUAUAACCGUUUAAUUAAAUUUUUCAUUUUCCAUUUUUUUUCUUUCCAUGAUGACAGGCGAGGCACGGCCUCUCCUGCCUCCCCUGAUUGCACGUCACUGCUGGGAACCCAAACAGUGGGAUCAGGUGGGAGGUGAAAUGUUGAAGCAAGUGUGGGGAAGUAAAUCAAGAUAUUGUGCAAGUUAAAACUUGGAAAUAAUGAUUCUUUAAUACUGAUCUUGAUUAAAGUGGAGGACAAAGAGUUUGAGUAACUCCCAUUUUUAAUCAUUGCUUGAACUCACAGGAGGAUGCUAGUGAGCUGAUAUGUCCGUCCUUCCUUGUAUGUUAUCCUUCCAACAUAUGUAGAUUUCUGAGAUAAAGCAAACAGCCACUGCUCAUUUAGUGAAAUGUAAAUAUGUGUUUAUGCCUGAAGAUUUACUCUAAGCUGAUAAACAUUCAGGACCUGCUGUGCUUUGGUUCUCGCUAAUCUUUUUUCAUAUCUCUGUAUGAAAGCAGUGCUGUGUAGCUGCAGAUUUUCUUGGUACAACAGAAAACCACCAUGGCGCCUCAUCUAGAGCCCCCAUGUCACUUAAAUACUCUCCACAUGUUCUUCACAUUACAGGAUGAUGUAAAGUAGGUCCCAGUGGCAUUAUGUCAGCAGAUCCUAAGAAAUGGGUCUGGGGUAUAACUAUGGUUAGACUGUUGAUAGGUGGGAACAAAGCUCCACAUUGACAGCAACCCUCAGGGCAGCCAUUGUUACAGCUGAGUUCACCUGGACUUCUAUGGUGGUGUCUGUCUGGUGGUCUUAGAUGUUGUCCCAAAGGGAAAUACCUCUGUGACACUGUGAAUGCAGCUGUGGUUUUAACAGACUAAAAAACCAUCAGUCAUGACAGUGACACAAGCAGAGUGAGUAUCAAUGCAUGAAAAUCCUCUUUCUCUUUCUGACAAAGACAUCACAAAUGUACACCGUGACCCACUGGGUUGCAAGGAAAAUCAAAUUGAAGUCUGCAUAACAUGAUCCAAUUAUCAUAACCAAUUUGUCAUAUUCUGGUGCUUUUGUCAUGGCCAUCGCCUUCUCAUACUUUCGAACAAGGCUUGACUCUCUCCGGAUGGAGCCAUAAUGGCAAAUAUAACGAAGGAACACAAGUAAUUCAAAGUGAUCCUGAGUGAACUUUUACAAAACAGAGAGAGCUCCUGUGGAUUCUGUCUUUAUUAGGUCAAACAUCACAGACAUGGCUGGUGAGUACAUUUUGACCUCAUGAUAAAGAGGAACUUUUUGUUUCAACAGAUGCUGUGACUGCAACAACCACAGACAGUCAUCAGUGGGUAGGGGGUCACUUGGUAACGUGACGCUAAUAGCUGUAUUUUUCUUCAACCUGACUGAAAUCAUUUGGGUCAGAGACUUCAGUUUCACCAUUUUUAAGCUGUUUCUAAAAAUUAAAGAAGUACAUCAAGCAUUUAACCUGAAUGAGAAAUGAAGAAGUGAACCUGAAGUUUAACUUAUUCAAUAAUGUUUUUUAGUCUUCUGUGUGUUUUUUAUUUACCUAAAUGUAAGAAAACUGCUCUCAUACACCCACCAUGUAUAAGAAUAGAAGAUGCAUCAGUGAAAUACUUAACAGAAGUAACAAUGCUAGAGGGUUAUGUCAAAAUGUUGGUGUUACAUGGCCUGUGUUUUGAAUGAGUGAUCAGCUGGAUCAGAGAUACUAUCAGUCAGACAUGUUUUUCUGUUACACAUAAUGCCAAGCAUCACCCAUUCAGCUGCCAUACAUCAUGUGAAGUCUUGUUAAAGGUUUCCCUUCUAAAGAACCAAUGGUUUGUGACACUGUUGACCUUUAGCAUGGUUGUUAAAUAGACACAAGGCCUUGACCCCCUCAGACAGUAUUGUCAAAUGAGCUCUUGACUGCCUGAAGGGCGGGAGAUAUAUUGUUCUUGCAGCAGGAGAAGGAUGAACACAAGGAAGAAAAUAACAGUACAAUCCUAAUUCAGUUGGACAUAACAGAAAAGUGUAAAGGAGAAGCAAAUAUGAUGAAAAGUCUCCAGAGUACAAAGGCACAACUGCUUUGAGUUCAUUUCUAUCAAACAAUACUGUUACAGGCUCAAAUUAAAACAAAACAUUAUGCAUUUCAUAGCUAAGAGAAAGUUUUGUCUAAUUUAAAUGAAGUAUACAUGCAUCAUUUCCCCUCUUGCUAUGCUUGUUUUGCCCUUUGGUCAAAAGUUUAGGUGCUUUCCUAAGAGUGAUAAGCAAUAAUACACUGACAGGAGUCAUAAACAAUGCUGUGGUUUUCUUUACGACAUGCUGCCUAAGGGAGGAAAGAAGAACAAGGUAAUUGCACAAGUUGUGUGUACGUAAUUUAGAGGGGUGGGGGAUAGGGAGGCAGAGGGAGGCUCUGAGGUCUCAAGGGUUUAUGGAUGCUUUGCUUAAUCAACCUCCUGCCAUAGCUUCACUCCCAUAAGCUGUCUCUUCUCCUCUGUGCUCCUCUGGUUGGUGACCUCCUGCGGGUUGCUCAAGAUUAAAUCAGAAUGGGGAACCGGAGGGUUUUUCCUCUACUGAAAGGGCAAAGUACAAGAAGUCAUAAAAUCUUAAUGCACUGGCAAGAUGUGCUGCUCUGUCCUUACAAUUAAAACAAGUUCACUUUACAAGCAAUCCUCAGUAGGUAACGUCACAAAAGGGACUUUCAAUAGCUAAUGUAUUUUGAUAGGGUGAUCUGAGUAUGUGUGUACAUACCCUUUCAGUUCCCACUAUCGUCUUUAACAACUGUUAUCAAAGUUAUAUUUAUUCUUUUCCUGUUAUUUAACACAAUGGGGACACUUUCAGAGAUGAAAAAUAAGAACAUAAAUAUAGACUUGUUGCUGAUUGUCUUGCUUGCUUUUGUACAUCUUACAAAGGCAUCAACAUUUUUUCUUUCAUAAAAAUCAAGAAAACGAAAGCAAAACAAACCUUGUCAGGUCUCAGACUCACCUGAAUGGAAUGUGUUGAACCACAUUCACAUUUCUUUCUAUCAGUUUUGUUUGUUCAGUUUCUGGAAUCAUCUUAACCGCCUGUAAACUACCUGUGACGUGUUUCGGCAUGUCUCUGGGCCUUGGACACUUACUCCUUGAACUACAUUAGCCUCUGUUGACAUAUCUGUGUUCACUGCCUGCGUCUAACCUUACAUAAAAACAGGCUGAGUGUAACAUUUACAUCAGCUUUACAUCUCAUGGGAAGAUACACUACUUUUGUUCACAUCAUCAGCGCUUGCAUCUUUUUAAGGGUUUUCUUAGGUGAGAUUAGGGAUUGAACUUUCACUUUUUCACUUUCCUUUGUUAUUUGCAUGACAAGCCUGAGGCUCUAAGUCUAUUGAUGGUUUAUUUACGGUUAGAAUAGUCUCCAUCAGUGCUCAUUUGUCUUCUUUCUUUUAUAAUUUCUGUCAUAUUCACAAAUGUUCUUGCUCUUAAAGGAUCAAUCUGUAGGUAUUAACAUCCUUCCUGUCUCUUUGUCUCUACCUCCCUCUUGCCCUGCAUGUGGGUGCUGUUGCCUCAUCAUUCAGACCCUAAAGGUAAAAAAACAUCCAAAAGGGGAGCCAUAUAAGAAUAAACCUCUUCAAUGAAUUGCACUGUAUUUUCUGUUUUUUUGUUCAUCUUUGUUUGCAUCUGAGGAAAAGAGAGGGGGUUGUGCUUAUGAGGUGUCAUGACAACAUGGUUUUUCUCACUUUUCAGCAGAUUAAUUAGCCUUGGAGAUCAAACAACCAGCAGCAUAUCACGAAAACCUCAUCAACCCUUUCCCCUCUAGAAACAAUUAAGAUGCUCCCAUUCUGUCUUAUUACAGUGCACCAUCUGACCGACCUGCUAUCAGACACCCAAACAGGGUUACAAAGGUAUCUCCCAUGGGAAAACUCUCUCCAUCUGUUCUUCACACUUAAAAAGGACAGGUUUAUGGGAAUAUUUUUGUCAAAGGUGAGGUGACACACACUUCUGUCAGCACAGGUUUCAUUUUGGUUUUGCAUGGUGAGGAAAAACAAGAGCUGGAACUUGAAAGUGUGAUAAGAAUCUGAUUAAGAUCUGUGGUCUCACACUGAGGUGUCAGAUCUUGACGAGAUGGGUGGGAUCUCAUUAAUGAGAAGGGAUGAGAUAACAUCUUAAUGUCUCCAAAUAGCUUGACAUAUUUUCUUUGAUAGCAGACCUGCAAUAACAAAAAAAAACAAACAAAAAAAAACUGAAAUGCAUCAUAAAAAGUAGAUACGUAACGACUCAAAGUAGAAGUUAAAACUAAAUAAAUACUUUAACAAGUGGACAAGCAGCGCCCUUACUGUAAAGUUAUGAAGUACCAUUUUAAGGGGAUUUUAAAACUCUCUUGCCUGCUGUUUUUCGUCCUUAUCCAUGAGCCUUAGCUUCAUAAAAUAGGUUUGUUUUGAAUAACCUGUGGUUACGCCUCCACCUAGUGGUCCUAAUAAUACUAACAGUGCAGCAAAACAAAACGAUUUUCAGCCUUCUAACAAAAAAAUAGAUUUAGGAAUAUAUUAAGUUUCAGUAAAACAAAACAAAUAGAAGUAUUACAGAAAUUUAAUUAACAAAAUUUAUUUCAAUUUGUGUUUUCGGUUAUGGUCCAUGGUUGAAACCCGGAUAGGAACCAUCAUCUAUUGCUUGUUUCCUCAGGUGGAGGCGGACGAGUUGUUGAAGGAGCAAAUCAAAAUGGCGAGCCAAGAAGAGUCUGUAGAGUCUGUGAGGGAAUUCGUCGCUGUUACUGAUGUGGACGAGGAGAGGGCUCGGUUUUUCCUGGAGUCCGCCGGUUGGAAUUUGCAGGUACAUCUCCGUGGUUGUUUUCCUCACGGUAACGGCUGAAUUCACGGGUGAAAAUCGAGCAGAAAGGGCUGUCAUGACAUGUGUCUCCCGGCUAACAUUAGCCUGUGUUGCCGGUAAUUUGUGCAAGUCACUCUUUGACAAUGGCCCGAGCGCUUUCUGUCCGCAACAACAAGCUCGCUGUACAUUUUUAGCCGACACAGCUUUCCGUUAAAAGAAGCUUGGCUCUUUUUGUCUUAUGAACAAAGCUAUUCAGACCUUAAGUUUUGGCUAACGCUAAUGUUAGUGUUCGGUAAUUUCAAUGAGCUGCGCUAGCUGGAGUUAGCCGAAGCUAGCGCUGAGGCUCGCUUAAGGUGAUCUUAAUCCAGAAAACUGAAGGAUUGAGAUGGAUAUACCGCUGUGUCAGCUGUUGAGUAAAUAUACAUCAACGAGUGACUCAUUACUCCGCUUUUAUCUGUUCAGUUUUGGGCAUGAAAAGGAAACGAAACCGAAUGAAUGUUGUGAUGUAUUAUGAUACUUAGAAAGCGCCUUUACAAUAGCAAUAAAUAUAAAGAUUAGCCCAACGUGAUACCUAAGAGAGGCUGCUGUGUCACAGAUAUUUCCAUGUACUGGUGUCUGCUACUCAAAUAAGGUCUGGAUCUAUAUGUGUUAUUCAGAGGUAUCAAGCACUGCGUCAAAGACACAUGUACAUGACAUCUUUGUUCCAUUUAAGCCCAUUGAAACUAAAAUGAUUAAAUACAAGUACAUACUUAUGUAACAAAGUCAGACGUGGGAUAGAAUCCUAAAAAUGGUUUUAAAGAAAAUCUCACCCUCACCGACUAGACAAAGCCGUAUGAAUGCCUGGGCAGGCUUAUGAAACCAAAUAUAACAGGUCUGUCAUAAAUUCUCAUUUUUACAAAGGUUCUACAUUUAAGCAAAGUAUAAGGCACACCUUUGAAAAUAACACACUACAGCCCACACCCACUAUGACUUCUAUGAGAAAUAGGAGGUGUAAUAAUUAGUUGUCUGAUCAUGACAACAACAACGCUUGGUAAAAGCAGACUUUGUGGUAGAGUUGUUGUGUUGGUUUGCAUUAGACCAACUUGUUGUUUAUAAUGUUAUGGCUGGUUCACAUACAGGAAUUUAGACUCUGACAGUAAACUGUGCCAUUGAUCAGAUGGGAAGUUCUUUAUUUAUUUUUUAAAUCAGCACUUGAACUUUUACUCUGUAGAGAAUAUUGUAUCGCGCUUCAUUUGACUUCAGUUUCUGAGUAGAACAGCCGCUAAUAGAAACAAGCCUCCCAUCUUCUCCCUGCAUUCUUCGGAUUAGAUCAUAUCUACACUGCAAAAACUCAUAUCUUACCAAGUGAAUUUGUUUCGUUUCUAGUCAAAAUAUCUCAUUGCACUUAAUAGUAUGUAUUUUGACCCGAAAGGUUCAAAUAUAAUCCUAUUUCAAGAUAUUUUAACCCAAAAUUGUCUUUUAAAUUUUUUUUUUAACAAGGAAAAAAGGCUGGUUGUAGAAUCUAACCUAGAAAAAAUCUGACUCUACCGGCGGCCAUUUUUACUUAUUCCAGUAAACUAAGUCCUGAGUUUUGGAUUAUAAUAAUGUGCUAUGUCUUGUGCAGAGACUAUGAUAUUACUACUGUUAGUUUGGGCAGCUGAUGCUCCGUAGACAUAGGCUGAAUAUCUUACUUCCAUACCUGCAUUUAAAGAAGUACUUAAUGCAUUUCAAAUAAAAAAAUAUUUUUUUACUUUUAAUUGAGAAGAUCAAAACACAGGUGUGCUUAAUUUUAGUUUAAUGUCAUUUUUUGAAACUACUUUUACUUGAAUAUGAUAAUGUCAUGAUUGUAACUACUUUUACUCAAGUAGAAAAUAUCUGCACUCUUUCCUCCCCUGACAUUGAUCAGUUUUCUUUUACCUCAGCUUGCACUUGCCAGUUUCUUUGAGGAUGGAGCUGAUGACGACAUAGUGACACUUCCCCAGCCUGAGGGGGGCUCCUCAGUGUCCAGAUCUGCUGGGCCAAGGUAAUGUCCAUUUUGUGUUACAGGGGGCUGCAUUACCUCAAAUGUAAAAUUGAUUCUACCUCUGCACUUAUUUACUGUUUUUCAAGUCCUCACACACACGCAUGCACGCAUAACACACACACACACACACACACACGCAUAACACACACACACACACACACACACACACACACACACACACACACACACACACACACACACACACACACACACACACACACACACCACUACUCACCAAUCCUAUUCUUAAACAUUCACAUGCUGCAUGCAAUGCCAUCAGCCGCUGUUAUGGGUUUAGUGUCUUGACGUGUUGGCUUCUGGGGCUGUAGAUCAAACUGCCAACCCUCCAGCUGAGACACUGAUUCUACCACUGAGCCACAGUGGCCCCACAUUGUGAGGAAUACUGGUAUUCCCAAAAAUUGUAGCGUAAAUGCUGCUCUCAGAACAAUAAUGACCGCAAGGUUUGGAAGCGUUUGUUGUUGCCUGGCUAUUAUAAUGACCAACUAGUGAGACCACUGUCUUUGUCUUUAUCCAAGAAGUGACUGCAAUAUAAAAUGACAUUACAGAGCAUGUACUUGUGGACUGGGACUGGGGAUAGACACCCCUACCAGUCCCUAUUGUAUCCAAUAGCACUUUUAUAGCACACCUGCCAUUAGUCUGUGUAAUGUCCAAAAGUCAAGUUCAGCAAACAGUCUUAGGCAAUAAAUCCACAGGGUGUGUUUGUAUACCUUAUUUGAAAGCUUAGUUCAUGUAUCAGUAUAAUUAUGUCACAUAUACGUCAGUUCAUUGACCCUACAUAUUUUAUGUUUGACAAUAGUGCCCAGCCCAGAGUGACCUCCUUUCGAGACCUGAUGCAUGAGGCAGAGGAGGAGAGUGAUGAGGAGGAAGGCCAAAGGUAAGUUUGCCCCCUGUCUUUGGUAUUGUAUGCACUGGGUUUAAAGUGCUUAUAUUGAUCUGUUAUGAUUUUAUUGAUUGUUGUAUGGGAGAUAGUUCUCCAGCCAAAAAACAAAGAACAUUUAUCAAAUCAGAGUAAAAAAAAAAAAAAAAAGACCAACAGUCACAGUCGACAAUAAAAGACUCAAUGAUAAGUUCAUAAUAAACAAAGUCACAGUCCCUAAUUUGUUUAACGGUGAAAGACAGUCAUCUUUGAGGUCUUAUUUAUCCUCCCAGAUGGCACUGACAGAUGUUAGGAUCUGUUAAGUGGCUGUUUGUCUGAGUUGUACAUCCUCAAAGUGUUUAGAUGGUAUGGUCACACCUGAGGUGUUUCCACAAUGCACCAAACUAUUUUUGGUCUCUCCUCUUUCACUCUGAGCUGACAGGCUUUCCUGCAGCAUCAACAGAUUCUGCUUCUCUAGCUGUGCUGUUUGUUGAGUCAAUUUGAAGGCCAUUUAUGUUUUGCAAACUCUGAGCUCAAGUCUAAAGAAAUGACUGAGUAUCGAAGUAUUGAGAAUUGAAUGCUUGACAAGCGGCUGACUCAAGUUAAACACAAUUUUGGCAAAAUAAGCUUGAGCUGGAUCAUCAAUCUGAAGGUAGUUUCCAAGACAGUGCUGGCUGCUUCCCUGUUGACUGUGCUGUGUACACAACUUUACAGUUUUUGCACAUGUAGGAAUGCUUAGACAUCUGGCAGAAGAGCAACAAUAUGCUCUGGUUUAGAAUUGGCAGUAACAUUCAUGAGAAGUAAUUCAAAUCUUUGCAUAAGCUAUAAGUCUGUCCAUCAACACAAGUUACAUAUUAGUAUUUCUUUCUCAUUUGAAGGACAGUUUUUACUGAUGAAGACAUCAAAUGAUUCUUUCUGGUUAAAAAUUACUCUUUAUGGUCAUAAUCUGUCAAAUGAAUUCCAGAAUAUAGAGCAUUUGACAAAUGCAUAAUGUCUGGAUUAAGGCUGCACGUUAUUGGAAAAAACUAACAUUGCGAUUUUUUUCAACCCUGCUUUAUAUAUUGCGAUAUUAAAAAAAUACAGGAAUUUUCACCAGAUGACCUGAAUAGAACUUAAUGUUAUGCUGCACUGCUGAAAUCUUGAGGACAGUUAACCUGCACUGAUCUUACCUCUUUUUGUGAAUGUUAGUAGAAUGGCUUUUGUCUGUCUCAGAGAUAUUUUUAGCUUUUAUUGUUCUGCACCUCACAAAACGCGCACUGCUUAUAGUACAGUGGUCCAGGGAAAUGUACAAUUUAAAACCCAUACAGUUCUUAUUUGUUGGGCUAAACAGUGAUGAGUAAUGUUCCGAAAGUAAUUCUCAGCGGACACACUUUCUCAGCUCAACUCCGGUAGCGCCAGCGACUCCCUCCAUGUGCAGGACAUGUGACGGGGUGGGUUUCCUCCUCUCUGAUUUUGAUUGAUAGCUGGCAGGGUAGUCUGAUUGGCAACUGAGUAAAGAACGAAGGUGACUGGUGGAUCGCUGCAAAGCACAUGCAGUCACAUGCAGUGUAUCUUAGUCGUAGUGCUGGACGAUAAUUCGAUAACAAUAUAUAUCGAUCGAUAGACGUGUGGUGCGAUAGAAAAAAAACGGGUCGAUAAAAAGUUCGAUAGAAAAACACAGUUUCCCUUUCUUUUUCAUCAUAGCCUAUCAUGUAGCUUUUACUACAGUCAUUACUUCCUCCCAACCAAUCACAAACGCAGACCCAGGUACGCUACGGCACCAAGCCCAGCCCCUAUCAAACCACAACAGACAGCACGUGUAUUAGAAAAAAUGAUACAGCAAGGAGAAGCGGAGGACAUUGUCCCGAAAAAAGGUUUCAGUAGUUCACCAGCAUGGCAAUGUUUUGGUUUUUAGAAGUCUGACAAAAAGCGAACAGCGGUCGUUUGCAAAAUUUGCAGAGAAUUAGUAAAAACGAAGUCUGAUAACACAACCAACUUGUUUUACCAUCUAAACCGAUCGUACCCGCAGGAGUACGAGCUGUGUCGGCCGCGCCGCGGCUCCACGUCAUCGUCGGAGGAAUCCUCUGGAACCGCUGCCAGCACCAGCACAAAGCAUGUGAAGCAGACUUCGUUUCUUGCCAAAAUACGACAAAGCGUCCGAGCGGCAUAAGGACAUCACCCAUGCAGUAACAUGCUCCAUAGCGAGGGACAUACUGCCAAUAACUACCGUUGAAAAGCCUGGCUUCGACCAGCUUCUAGCCACUCUCGACCCGCAAUAUGAAGUGUCCGGCCGCAAGUAUUUCUCAAACACAGCGCUUCAGGCAUGAAAAUGGGUCAGGGGUUGAAAAGGUGAGAAGGGUGCGGAGGAAAUACGUUCCGGUGUAGCUUCUUAAAGUGGAAGAAAAUGAGCUCAUAUUUUACAAAGACGCGAGUAUUUGGACCAUGGCUACUAGCAGGGGGUGCACUCGGCAGGGGUGCAUUUUACGACACAACACCGGCGUGGAUAAGUCCUGCUUCUCGUGCUUAGUUUGUGUAUUAAGUCAAUCACAUGAUAUUUAAAAAAAAUAAAUCUCCCGACCCCGGGAGAAAUAUUUCAGUGUUCAGACACCAGGCUGUGGGCAGUUUCCCACACAGUUAAAACUGGUAGUAUGCUAUUCCCACCUAAAGCUAUUCUGUUUAUUUAUAUAUUUGUUUAUUUUCAUCAAAAGACUAUUUAAAUAUUUAUUUAUCAGAUUUUCUGGUCACUUUAGUCUUUAUGUUUGUCAGUAUUUACUGACGUCACUCAGGCCACUUAAGUUGAUUUCUUUUUUUUUUUUAAGUUCUUUUUUAAAAAACUUUCAGUUGUGGUAAAAAAAAAAAAAAAGGUGGUUGAAUAAAGGUUUGAAUUUGAAUUCAGUGCUUGUGUGUUCUUUAUUAAAAGUAGGUCAUUAAGCAAUAGCAUAAAACAUCCAGGGCUGCAAUUAAAAUAUAUGUUAAAUAAUUAUAACAAUUAUAUCGAUAAUUAUCGAUAUCGAUCAAUAUGAUUUAUUUUUUAUCGAUAUGCUUUUUUUCUAUAUCGUCCAGGCCUACUUAGUCGGCUACCCUUGAAAUUAGAUGAGUUCAUUCACCUCCGACAUCGCAGGCUCUGCGAUGUGACUAUUGCACACACGUACAUCGCGAUGACGAUGCUCAAACGAUAUAUCGUGCAGCCCUAGUCUGGAUGAUUUCUUGACAAUUACUAUCAAAUAAUUUGACAUUUAUGGACAAAGAAAUCUGAAUUCAGACAUGAAACGUGCAGAAAGCUGAUGUCUCGAGAGAAUGAAUAAUCUAGUGCAUUAUCUAGUUACUGUUAAACUGGUUUGUGAUGGCGUGUGAUUGCGUAGCUCACCCAAGGAAUAUGCUGUUUGAGCAGAGCAUCAUCACAGCGAUUCUCGCGCUACUGCACAAGUGGUCAAAUGCAUACAACGCGACUGUGCAAGUGGUGGUUCCAGGAAGUGGAGAAAAUCCCAGAAAUGCCGAGAGCAAAUCCAGCUUCAAAUUCAUAUAAUGAAGGAAGGCGGAGCCAAGUUGUCCACAGUAUAUUCAGUCUUCAGUGUUUCCCCUACAUUCAUGGAGUGCCGCUGCCGAAUUGCGUGCGCUACUACGUAUGCUACGUAUACAUGCGCAGCUACUGAAAUUUCACUUGAUCAUCAAUAUCAAUGCGCCAUUAAUGAUUUCUGCUCGCCCAGUGUGAGCACAACAGCACACAAUGUUAUUUUCGACUUGUUUUGAGUCAUCAACGAGUGCAUCAAAUCCUGUCGGACCCUCUUCCAUCAAUGCGAAGGGUAAUGUUCAAGCUUGUACACAGUCUACAGCGAGUAGCACGGGUAACGUAACUUAACGUGAACGUAACAGCGUACCUCCUUUAGCAGCAAGAGAGUGGGGGUAACAGUGAAAUCCCCCCACACACACGGACACAGCAGCGCCGCUGAUGAAACAAAUUCUAGGGGAAACACUGGUCUAUGAUUAUAUCACAUUCAAAAACAGUCAACAAACAAGUAAGCAAGAGCCAACUACUAGUAUGUCAAACUGUGACCAUGUGGACAACCAGCGCUUUCUGAGGUUCUGUUGUCCUCCUGCUGUCUUCCAUGCAUUUGUACGACUUGACUUCAGAGUCAAAGUUUGGUGUGCAAACUGCAGAGCAUGCACAGAACACUGAGGCUGGUAUGGGUCUAAUCAGGUGUAUACUUGCAUUUGAAAAUCAAUCCCUUAAAAGAUAAUCAAGGUACUGUAUGUUUGGCCAACUUUGAGCAACCCUACUUCGUGCCGUUUAAGUCAGGCUGACGUGUUUACUUUUGGUGAAAGGUGGACUAACACAAUAAAUCAAUUGGAUUAAACAUCAUAUAAACAUACUGAUUGUUUUAUCUAGCUGCUCCUGUCAGGAGGCUCACAUCAUCUCUGGUAUGGCAACAAAGCCUGGACAUAUAACUGUUGUGCAUACAUUGUAGCUGCUUAAGUAAAAAUACAAAUUGAAGUUGUUAAAACAAUACAAUUGAAAGGUUAUACUGGCUUGACUGGAGGUUCAUUUGCUCUGCACUUGAGAGCACACUGAUGAAUGACAAGUUUGUGUAACACGGUAAAAUCUUUGCUUGUCAAUCAAAAUCCCUGUUCAGAGUUUCACUGUGAGACACGACGUACACGAGUGGCUAAUUAAAGGCUUCAGCGAGCAAAGACAGCCUGCAGUAACAGUCUGACAGAAAAUCAGGACCAAAAGUCCAAAAUGUCUUCGCUGUUACAACUCAUGGUUACAAAUCAGCCAAUCAGAAUGCUACAGGGUAUCAUGCAGACAGGGCUUGAGAGCAAGCAGUCAGCCUCUUUACCCUUUACUUUUCAUGAUUGGCUUCACAGUCUGUCUGUGCCUGACUUUUACUUAUUGUUUUUUUAUUUUGUCCUUGGAAUAAGGUUGUCAAAAUCUUUGAUGCUUUGAUACUUUCAAUACCACUUUCUUAAAAAGUUAUAAUCUCCAUCAUUUUUAUGUCUGAUAGUACUGAACAGCACUAAAGACCACCGGAGUCUGUUCCUGUCUCUCACAACGUUAUGGUACAAUUACCACAAAAGAGUUCAAUUUUAGUUGACGUGAUAUUUGAACGGGCAUCAGCAUUUGCUUUUAGUGAAAUUACAUCAUAUUUGGAUUCCUGGUGUAAUCAUUUUCCUUUGAAUACAGGUUAUACUAGGUUGUCCUGAAUAGCUAAAACUUUCUUUAUUGUUUUGUCAAAAUCACAUGUCGGUAACAUGUCUCAAAUUAACUCCAGAAAAUUGUGAAACCUGUCUGUGAUAUCGGUGUUCAAAAGAUGAAACUCUGUUGAUAUUGUUGCUGUGUCAGAGUUCUUUUUAUUUUCUUGUCUGUGUAUUUUUGCUGCAUUUGUUUUGAUCUUACGAAACUCUUACUUCACUCUCUAUCAGGUUUUUUGCGGGAGGAUCAGAGCGCAGUGGGCAGCAGAUAGUCGGGCCUCCCAAGAAGAAAAGCUCCAAUGAAGUCGUGGAGGAUUUGUUCAAGGGGGCCAGAGAACAUGGAGCUGUGCCCCUGGACAAAAGCGGUCGAGGGCCAGGAGAGCCCAGCAGAGCUAGGGUGAAACUGAACUCCAAGUUUUCCUCUUGCAGUAUCCAUUUGUUAAAAUUCACUUUCCCUCAUUUGUUUUUUUUAUGGUGUUUUCUCCUGAAGGCCUUCAUUGGUGGAGGCUACAGGCUCGGUGCAGCUCCUGAGGAGGAGUCCGCCUAUGUGGCCGGAGAGAGGCAAGCCUCAAACAGUCAGCAGGAUGUAAGUCCACAACAAACACGACAAUAGUUAGCAUCUCUGUAUGUUUACUCUCAGUCUAAAUAUUGUGUAACUAUGCUAAGGCACUGGUGAGCUCAGGCACAGCCUAUAUAAGCUGUGCUAGAGUUUUUUUAGGAGCAGCAAAUAUUUACAGGACAUAUGUGGAUCAGUGAUAUUGUUGCAUUUAAUUGUUGACUUUUGUGUUAGGUAUCAAAUCUUUUGCCUCGGGUGCUCUGCAUCAUCGUUCCAAUGCUUCAAGUUGUAGAUGUUGUGUCUGAACCUUUCACUCCAUUAAGUGGAUACACAGUUUUUCUGGUUUAGUAGUAGACUUACCUCUAUCACAAUUAGGCCACAACCUAGUAUAACGUGUAAACUAGAUGUUCUUAAAUUUUGUGAAAGAAAGUCAAACUAAAUUCUCUUAUACAAGCUAUUAUAAAACCUUGUGUUUUCAUGGCUUAAUAUGCUGUGUACACGGCAAGUGUGAUGCUCUAUAAGCACAGUGGACCUGUACAGACCCUGUCCAUACCAGGCUCCAAUAAGUCUCAGUCGAAAGGACUCAUUCAUACAGCAGAACUGGAGGAAAAACCUCCUUUUUAGAGAAAAAUUUCCACGAGAGUAUAUGAACAGCGUUUAUGUUUCUGUUUAUGUUCCAGGUCCAUGUGGUGCUGAAAUUGUGGAAAACAGGUUUCAGUCUGGAUGAUGGUGAGCUCAGAAACUACAGUGACCCUGGAAACGCCAACUUCCUCGAGGCUAUCAGAAGGGGGUGAGAUUAUUAUUUCAAGUAUUCAAUCACAUUUAAAAAAUCAUCCCAGAUUCAUUUGAAUUAGUGUUUGAUUAUAAAUACAUACACUACAGGCCAAAAGUUUGGAAGCAAGAUCAGACUUGUACAAAAAAGAUCAUAGUUUCAUAUAUAUAAUUUGCAACACAAUAAACAUGACUUUUGUGUGUAGAGUAACUUAUCAGAAGACAUUUUGACAAUAAUUAUUAGGUAUUUGAGUUAUUGUUGCUUAGACUUUGCUUUCUUUAAAGUAACCUCCUCUGGCUUUAACAACAGCUUGGCAUAUACGUUUUUUAAGGUAUGUUCCAGGGAUUGCAUUCCAAGCUUUCUUAGGUUCAUUAAAAAGAAACUGCUUAUUCGUGUGACACGCUUUUCUGACCGAUCGAUCCAAUUCAUCCCGCACAAGCUCAAUUGGAGAAAGGUCUGGAGACUGAGGGGGCCAAACCAUCUUUUGAAGAACACCUUCCUCUUCUUUUCUGUCUAGGUAACCCUGACAGAGCUUGGCAGAGUGCUUAGGGUCAUUGUCUUGCUGCAAAACAAACUUAUGAGCCACAAGUCUGAUUUCAGGUGGAGCAGCAUGGUGCUGGAGGAUGGCGUGGUACUGUUCCUUCUCCAUGAUACCCUUUACUUCAAACAAAUCUUUUACUCGAUCACCUGCAAAACAUCCCCAUACCAUGGAACUACCACCUCCAUGCUGAAUUGUGGGUGUAACACAUGACGCUUUCAGACGUUCACCAGUUUGUCUGCGGACAUAGACUCUGCGUUUUGAACCGAACAGCUCAAACUUGCUUUCAUCAGUCCAGAGAACUUGUUUCUAGUCAUCAUAGGUCCAAUUUUUGUGAGCUUUUGCCCACUCAUAUCUCUUUUUCUUGUUCUGUGGACGAAGUAGUGUUUUUUUGCAGAUACACAACCCUUCAGACCAGCCUUUCUCAAACGUCAUUUCACAGUUGUCAGAGAUAUGGGUUUCGACCUUGUCAUGUUGAUUUCCUCCCUUAUUUUUGGUGCUGUCUUUUGCUGAUCUCUCUUACUGGUGACAAUCCUAUGUUUAUCCUCUGCUUUUGUAGUAACUCUCUUUCGUCCAGGUCUUUUUUUAUCAUAACUUCCAGGUUCCUCUAGUCUCUUCAGAGUGUAGUGGACUCCUUUGUUAAACACCUUUAGGUGUUUUGCAAUUUUCUCUUUCUGUGUACCCUUCUUUCCUCAUUGUACAAAUCUGUACUUUUGUUUCUUUACUCAGUUGCUUCUUUCUAGCCAUCUUUGCGGUAGUUUGAACGCAGUUGAGAUUUAUUAGGAUUUUUGUAUGCAGACUCUCAAAAGCCAAAAAGUUAAAGUGAAUAAUUCAAUUAUGAUUUGUUUUUUGCUUUUGCACUGAAGUUGUGACUCUUGCAAAUGUUUUCCACCCUUAAACUAAGCCCUUAUUAUCUUUUGCUGACAUAUAUUUAGCAAUGGUCUGUUAACAUCAAUGCAUAUCAAAAGGUAAAUGGAGUAAAAUGGUGCAUUUCCAUGAAAGCAACAUCUGAUCAUGGAGUAAAUACAUCCCAAAAUACAUAAAACUCCUGCUGGAUUUAAAAAAAGCAUUGUGAACAAAAACUUGAAGUAACUCCCAACUGUUCGGCCUGUAAUGGCCUUGCUUCCAAACUUUUGGCCUGUAGUGUACAUGUAGUUACAAAGAGCACAUUUUUCCAGAAUCCCAUUUAGGGAGAUAAAUAUCAAUAGAUGAAGUUCUUCUCUUAUCUCAGGGGAGUAUCUUGAUUCUAAUCUUCAUCUUUACACUCUAGUCUGCUUAAAAAACACUCUAACACUAAGAUUAUGUUAUUAAGCACCCUCCCUGACCGAAUGUUGGUUUUCACCAUGCAGGGAGAUUCCCCUGGAGCUGAGGCAGCGGUCUCGAGGGGGCCAAGUCAACCUAGACAUGGAGGACCAUAGGGAUGAAGACUUCUCUAAACCUAAGAUGGCCUUCAAGGCCUUUGGAGGAGAAGGACAGAAGUUGGGAAGGUGAGACCUACAAGCAACCUUGUUUCCUUUGAUGAGGUUCUUUUUCUUUUAGCACUUUAUAAUAACUCAAAAGAAGAAAGGUGACAGACGCUGGUCAAACCAGUCCUCCUAGUUCUAAUUAAGAAUGAAUCAUCGUCUGUGAAUUGACUGGGACAGGGUCAUUCCAGAUAAAUGACUGGUUUCCAUCCGCCAAGUAACGUAACUGAGAUGCAUUCACAAAAUAAGAAAGUGUCCUUACUUUUCAAAGUUAAACUCGUACUUUAAAAAUUUAGAUAAGAAAUAAUGAUGCUUAAGAUGACACCAGACUACAUUCUUUAAAGUGAAAUGAUUAGAUCUUGUUUGAUCCUUCAUGAUGUGAAAUGCUAACCAAGUGAGGAAUCAAUUCUUAUGAUUGGUGAAUUUUUCUCUCAACAAAGAAGCAUGCACUGGGAAGUCUUCAUAGCCACUGAAUUCAGUUCCUUCCAGGGCCUUAUUGUGUUUAAAAAAUGUACCGUAAUGUGUGUAACGGUCUGUUUUCGGAGCUUUCAGAUGAAGAAAGGUUUCAAUGGUGUUCUUAAAUGAAGGCUCUCAUGGUGUUGAGCAACAUGCUGUUUCUGUGCAGAUGUGUAGCUCUUACGAGUGCCAUCUGUUACCACCCUACCAGCUGUGGUAAUUGAGCACAGCCUUUAGUAACACUGAAAUCUUGAUGAUAAAGUGUUCUAUUAAAGAGUCCUUUCAGUUAAGCUAGCACUCCAAAGAGUUGAAAUUUACUGUUUCUUUACUGUUUUCUUUUUAUUCUUGAUUAUGAGCCAGUAAGGGGAAAAAAAGACUGAAAAAGUGCUCCACCUAGACAUGUCGACACACAAGUUCUCACUUGUGUCUUUGAGUGCAGUCCUUUGGAUAAACACUGUAACACACAAAAACCAUCUCUGCAUUUUAUACUUGUGGCAGUGUUUGCACUAGUGAAAGGGACACAGUUCACUUUUUCAAUGAUACAAAAGGUGUUUAAAUGCAUGUGAUACAUUCAUAUUUUACACAAUUUCCAAAGAUUUUAAAUGAUAUUGUUAAUCGGCUGCAGACAGUACUAUGGUGGAUAUUAAAUAAAUUUAGUAUGUCAGUUCUUACUGCCGUAAACUAAUGUUAAUAAAAAAUGGAGCAUGAUCUUUUCAGGUUUUAAAUUACACUUGUUUUAGUGUUUUCUUAAAACAAAAGUACACAAAAAUAAACACAUACCCUCGUCCUGUGGAUACUUGACCACACACAUAUUCUUACAGCAAAGUCUGCACAGUCCUCAGUGUUGCCUUUUGGACAAUGUUGAUAUGACAUUGUCCAAAUAACAACUCCACUAGUUUGAACCUUAGCUUGAUUUGUUUGUCAAUACUGGGUGCUGUUAAUAUUUAUGUAUCUGUCGUCGUGUCUGCAAACUUGGAAAAAGACCUAAAAAAGCAUUUGUUUCAGAAUUCUUGUAAAAAAAAACAACAACCUUGAAGCUAUUGCGAAGAAUUGCAUCUCACCAGCAGUGCUUGUUCAUUUCUAUUGAAUGUCACAGGGUGUAAUGUUGGUUAAAAAAUGGUUUACAGCUGGUUAUUUUUCUCUUUAUUUCUGAUGAAUUGAUGGAUAAAUAUUUUACUCGGAGAGGAAUGAAAUCUUCUCCCUUCUCUUCCCUUCUAGCGCCACUCCAGAGUUGAUCACAGCCCCAGCCACCUCCCAGCAAGACCAAGCUGCUAACGAGGCCCAGGCCAGCGCCUCUGUGAACCUGGACUCCUCUCAGCCCGUCACCAACAUUCAGAUCAGACUGGCUGAUGGAGGCAGGCUGGUCCAAAAGUUUAACCACACCCACAGGUGACUGAUUAGACAGCUUUACUUUUCUCAGAUGUGCAGAUAUAUUGUUACUCCAAACCACUUCAGUUUGUUUUCCAGUUUUCUGAUCAAAAGGCAGCAAAGAUCAACUCAAAGUGAGAGCUAAGGUGCUUUCAGUAAUAAGACAUUGUGUAACAGGUGUUACAAUUUGAUGCUACUUAGCAUCCCUUCAGGCCUAAACUGUCUCCAUUAUCAAGAGAGCAACAUCAGUGGGAUAACAUCUCACUACUAAGAUGACAUAUUCAAAUUUGAAAUACAGAAAAAUUGUUCAGAUGGACUUUUCCUGCCUGCACAUUGGCAGUUAUACCUAUUCAACAACCUUCCUCAGAAGCUCCACAUAGAGUACAUGGGUCAAAGAAGAAGACCAAAAGUAGUAAGUAAUCAUCAUCCAGCCAGACAGCUCAAAAAUAAAUAACAUUCAGACUUUGUAGUCACUGCAGCAUCGAACACUCAUUACCGUAAACUCAUGAAUAUCAGUCAAACCAGCGAAUAAGACAGUCUGUUUUGGAGGGAAAAAAAGGUUUAUACUGUGUUUCAGUGUGGUGACUUCUGUCUCUAAGUCCACAGUGUGCACUUCCUUUGCAGCUGUGUAGCUUUUUCAUUUACCAUCUGUUUUGCAGUCUUGCCAGCUGCUAGUAUGGUGGUUAAGCUCUGCCUGUGGUAACACUGAUCCCUGUUAGAUACAGACCCAGUGCCUGCAAUCAAUGUGCCUGAAGUCAUGCUCCUCCCCUCAGUUGAGUCUUUUCAACCGACAAUUCAUUUAUGUGUUUAAGAUCUCAAAGUUUGUUGUUGUUUUGCUCAAUCUUGUGAUUAAUAUGGGAGAAAAGCAGAUGAAGUAAGGCACCGCUAGCUUAUUCCUUGUUUCUAAUUAUCCCAGCAUGCUCUGCUCAGCAAAGUGGUUGCUUGCAUAUUGGUGUACCAUCUUCUGGAUCCAGCAGUGUACCACAAUGAAGCGUCUCUCUCUGCGUUUUACACUGGAGUAAUGGUCACAAACUUCUUCAUGCUUCUGAAACAGAAACAUAUAUAAGUUCAAAACAAGGUGGCCUUUUUUCACAUCUUUAAAACUUACACACCUGUUUUAAAAGGUGAAGCAAUUGUGAAUGAAAAGCAUGAAAAUCUCUCACCUUUCGGCAAAAGUCGCCGUUUUGAAGUCAAAAAGGGUGACCUACAUGAAUCGUGUAGAUCCGAGGAGAAUUUUUUUUUUUUUUUUGGGGGGGGGAGAUUUUUUUGUUCUUUUAUUAUCAUGUGAUUGACUCAAUACGUAAACUGAGCACUUCAGAAAUCGGCCCUUUAAAUGACACUUGGACGGUCAGCAAAUCUUCCUGGCUCCUCCGCUGACGAGAACCAAUCAUAGGCCAAACUGCGUUCCACUAUUCCAAUCAUGCGCACACUCUUCACGUGCACUUGGAGUGCUUGGAGAGCCUGUGGUAGCAUUGCAAAGCUGCGAGAACAAGAAGCAGGACUUGUCCACGCCGGUGUUGUGCCGUAGAAUGCACCCCUGCCGUAGAAUGCCCCCCUGACGGGAGCGCGGUUGAAAGUACACAACAAUGCGAAAUAAUCCAAGUUUUGAGCCAUCUAAAAAAGCGAAAGCGGGCGUCUCGCGUUUACUGCUCUGCAGGGCUCUCAAGUCUCACGCAUUCAGCGUGUGACACACAUUCCCACCCGUUCACACGCCACACAUUGUAUUUCUCACGCAUUUAAAUGAACAUGGUGAUGUCCACAAAGUUGCACCUCUGUAACAAUGGAACAGGUAGAAAUCAACUGAGUUCCUCCAGGAGUUCAGAAGCUGCGUGCCACGCGCAAGCCAAUCAAAUAAAGUAUAUAUACUGAACAGCCAAUCAAAAAGCAGCAUUGCUGUAUCCGGGUAGAUUUUGAUAUCUUACGGUUUGACUACAGAAGACAGACACUCGCCGAAAUAGAGCAGGUUUUUAUAAGGACGAGGAAGACCCGAUGAUUACAGUAAGUCAGUAACCUACACAUGCAGAGACCUCAACACCUCAUGGCAUAUAAACUCAUAUGAUAAACUAAAGCCCUAUGCUAUUGCUAUUAACAGCUGUAUUGAUGGAUUUAGCCUCUGUACAGCCAUUUCCAGCCAUUCUCCCCUCCACAAAAGCAGCAUUUCUCAUAUAUUCUUUUUAAAGUUCUGACAGUGUAAUGCUCAUGUACCAAAGGAUUAAGUAUCUCCAUGUUUGUGAAACCUAUACUAAAGUACAAUUCAUGUAAAUGCUCCUCAGUGCUGAUUUUAGCAACUCUCCUCUUAUAUACUCUUCUUAUAUAUUAUUGACUUUAUUCUCCUAAAUAAUAACUUUAUUGUCUAAGAUUUAAAAACGUUUUUUUUGUGUUAAUGUGGCUCUUUUCAACCCCUGACCCAUUUUCAUGCCUGUGUUAUGGUUCACAGUCAUUAGACCCACACAUAGGUCUAUUAUUCCAAUGCAGGCUGACCAUUUAUAUUAGGGCUGCAGCUAUCCAGUAUUCUAGUAAUCAAGUAUCCUACCGAAUAUUCCAUCGAUUAAUCAAGUAAUCGGAUAAAACUUUUUUUUUUUUUAGUUAGAGAGCAAUUAUCGUGGAACAAGCAUGUGCGGUAACGGAUGGCAAUGCUUGUAAGAAAGCUAACUAUGAUAUUAGCUUUCAUCAUGUCCGCUAACGACUCAGAAGUGAAUUGCUAUCGAGCCACUGGAGCUCUGCAGAAGAAAAGCCCCUCUCAUCAUUCAAUUUUUCCACUCCGCAAAACCAAAAUCUCACUUACUCCUCCUACCGUGGUGAUGUAAGCGCAUUGUGUCACCUUGAAAAUAAGAUGUGCAAAACAGUGACGACAGAGUUUAUAAACCCGUACUCGAGAAAGGGAGAUUCCUCAAUCAUUUUUUGUAAUCAAGGUACUCAAGGUACUCUCUGUACAUGAUAACAGACAGAUGCCAGUUUUUCUGUCUCUCCUUAAAUGCAUCAACUGCAGUGUAACAUCUCAUGGUUAUUAUAAACCUUGUAAUGCGGUUAUUUUAGUCGUUUGUAACCUGUUGCCAUCAACAUCAUGCCAAUCAGACCAAUCACUCUCCUGGCAUUGUUUAGUUUGCUUAUUGGUCUGAGGACAGUUUGGAGUGUAUUUCUCCUGUUUUACUACCUUUGUGCUAUUUCCUCCUCAGCUUCAGAAACUUUGAAGCCUCUUCAAAGUCCUCCUCACUUCACCAACACCUUUUCAGCCUAUGAGCUCUCUUAAGGAUUGAAAUACUUUGUGAAUGACUUUUAUCUGUAUUAAGAUCUAGUUCUAACUUUUUGGGGAAAACUCAGAAAAGAUUGUGAAUUAAAAAAUUUACUUAAAAUUUCAUCACCACAAACAACUCUUUAAACUCGUAAGCUCUGUGAGUAAGGAAUACGAAUGUUUAAACUCAGGUAUUUUGUUUGUUUUUUUGCUCUUGACAAACAGAUAAUGCACCUAAGAUGUGGCAUUUUUAAGCUUUAUUUUUUGCAAAAUUUUUAUCGAAGGCACUGUUGAUAUUUCCAGAUGCAAGCUCACCAUAUUUCCCAUUGUGCGUUGUCUCCCUCAGGGUGUCUGACCUGCGUCAGUUUGUGGUCGCAGCUCGGCCCUCCAUGGCUGCCAGAGAGUUUGUUCUCAUGACAACCUUCCCCAACAAGGAGCUGUCGGAUGAGAGCCAGACGCUGCAGCAAGCCAAUCUCCUCAACGCUGUCAUCGUCCAGCGGCUAAACUGAAGGGGGAGUAGUAAGAGUUAGCCCCCCCCCCCUCGGUGGUGUGGCUGAGUAACUUCAGCCCUGUGAAACCUGCUGCCCCUUCUGAGGGAGGAGAAAACAGACUUAUGUAUGGACUUCUAAUUUCUGAUUUUUUGUUUUUCUAAAGUGAAUAACAACAUCCUGUCCCCCAGACCCUGACUCUUCCCCUCCCCUCCUCUGUGGUCUGUGACAGGCAGUUACGAGGGGGAAACUAAAAAUCUUCCAGAAUGGAACAGAGUUUAUAUUUAAGAGCUGCUGACAAGCUGAAAUAAAUGGUCUUGUUGUGCUUUUGAUGGGGAUGUUGACCUGACAGAAGUAGAUGGUUAAACCCAAGAAACAAAGCAGCAGUCCAGGUUUCUGUAAUCAAGAUGAGUCGCAGAGAUGUUCACUGAACCUGGCUUUUUUUAUCCAUUACCUUGCUCGCCACGUUCCUUCUUUAUCAAUUUUCAUUUGGCCCUGAAGCCAUGUCAAUUAUCAGGUGCUGGAGCCACACCAGAUUCCCACAGCGGCAGUCUCCUAGUUUGUUUCUGUCCUGACAGCACAAACAAGAACCACACCAAGAUUUGAGUUCUAUUAAGGUUCAAAGAAGCUAUUCACAGAGCAGUUUUGUCACCGUUUCUGUUUCUCUCCCCGUAAUAUCUGUGGAGAGAAAAGUGUUAAUAUAUUACAAAACAAUUCUGAGGAGUUUCCUUUCUCCAAAUCAACCUAUACCAGUAGCCUUACGCUCCUUUCUUCACCUCCAGAACUUCACUUGUCCCUUUGUUUAAAUAAAGAUGGAAUUAUUUUUUUAAACUGCCUUUUUUUCCUUUCUUAUUUCCUUUACAGAUUGUAGAACUGUCCCAGUGACACAGUUGCAUUUUGAUAUUGUGUAAAAUGAAAAUAACAGUUACAUAUGGCUUUAUUAUUGAACCAAUGGUUGAGCAAAAGAACACAUAGAUUGUAAACACUGGUUUGUAGUAGUGGAAGUGGAAUUCCAAUGACACACUGACAUCUUCUAUGCAUCCUGGGGCAACACAGAAACAUGUUUGGACCUCUGGCAAAAUAAAUCCAUUUUAUGGUUGAUGUACAAAGAACA